Cryptococcus amylolentus CBS 6039 is the source of this 591-nucleotide messenger RNA. RefSeq lists its product as hypothetical. The coding region runs from base 1 to 591 and encodes 196 amino acids. The record is from RefSeq and is a predicted model, not a curated record. The transcript has 5 exons. Lineage: Eukaryota; Fungi; Basidiomycota; Tremellomycetes; Tremellales; Cryptococcaceae.
AUGAUGGAAAGUGCUGCGCUAGUGGCGAGUAUGAAAGUUUCAGCUUUGGGUCUGGUUGAGCGAUGUGCCAUUGUCAGCGAGACGAUGCUCACGGCGAUCAAAGAUUGCGAUGGAAAGCUACCGCCCAUGAUGCAGGGCAACAUCUCCCAGCUUAUGAGGGCAUUGGACAAGAACCAGAAGCUCCUAUCCGACCUCGCAUCUCUUUCCAAAUUCCAACUCUGGCGCAAGUCUGGUGAGAUUGGAGACAAGAUCUCAGACGCCAACGAGAACGUUGCCCUCUUGAUGAAACUCUUCGACGCGCUGACUAGUCUCAUGUCGAUCAAAUCUCAAAUUACCAUCGCCAACAUGCUGCAAGCGUCGGGAGAACAGUGGAAGAAGGAUUACAAGGAUCUCCGAACGGUCAUACGCGAGAACCGGUUGGACGGCAAAGAGGAGAACGAGGAUAUCAGGAAAGAGUUGGACGAGAUCAAGGAGAUGAUGAGCCAGAUGUUUGCGCAGUCUCCUACUACCAAAAACGGGGCCAACUUCGGUCGUCAGCACAACGUUUUCGAAUCGCCGAAGCUUCCAGGCCGGCGGCUUGGCACAAUCUGA